UAACACCUUUCACACGGGAUAGUGUCUCGGAGUGAACUUGUGUGUAUGGCUCUUAAAUAGAGCUCGAGACGAGAGGGGGAGACAGAGUUCGGGGCUUCUGAGCAAUGCAAACAGACAAAACAGAGGCCUUGAAUAAAAGUGAAACAGGUUAUUAAUAAUUUACAGUUAAUUCCUUCGAUUGUAAAACAACGCCGUUCACCUGAUAAAAAAUUGACAAGAGAUUUGCAGACGAGGAGCUGUGUGUGCACUUGCCGUCUUUUAAUUAUUGAAGCGCAUUUUACAGGAUCCCUGAUCGGGGAGUCAGUGUAACCGGCCGCUGCUCCGCUGUAAGCACGAUCAGGAAUAUACGAAGAGGGAAAGCGCACCGACAGACCAUGGAGGAGGUGCCAGUGCAGGUGGCUGUGGGGCUCCAGCAGGUUUCAGACACAGGAGAUGGACACUCGGCCUUCAUCGAGGCGAAAGAUUCAAAAAGUCUGUCAAUCGCCAGUAGAAACAGCGGAGGAGAGAAGAGCCACAGCUUCACAUUCGAUGUUGUCUUCGACCCGGACAGUGAGCAGGAGAGGGUGUACCUGGAGCUGGUGAGGCCGCUGAUAUGUAAAGCAAGGACGGGCUACAACACAUCUCUGGUUGUGUCAGGGACACACACAGGCAGUAAAGCCAGGCUGCUACUGGGAGACGAGCUUCAAACAGGGAUCAUGCACAAGUUGUUGAAGGAUUUGUUUGAAGAUCUGGAACUAAACGAAGAACAGAAAACACUCGCCACAGUUUCACACAUUCAGCUACACACGGACGGUUCUGCUCUCGAUCUACUGAACCCACACGACAGAACAAUGCGAUGUGUCCAACACCCAGUGCUGGGUCUAGUUGUGGAGGAGCUGAGCGAGUUUGUGGUGGGCAGUUGUGAGGAGGCGUGGAGCCUGUACCGACAAGGCAGAGAGGCUGAAAGGCUGGCAGGAGACCUCGCAGACAGGUGCAGUUCAUUGUUCACAGUCACUCUGGAGCAGCGGGAGGUCAGUGCUGGCGUGAGUGUGUGUCGUUCCUCUGUCCGGGUCUAUGAGCUGCCGGGCAGCGCUGGGAAUGGUGUGUCUCCUCUGAAGCGCGCUGUGGAUGAAGCGAAGAUUCACACAGAGCCAGGGCUCGGCUGUACAGAUGCCCUUCUGAGUCAGGCUCUGGGAGGGAACAGGUGCUCUGUGCUGAUAUCCUUUCUACACCUGCCAGAGUCCUGGCCUGGCGAGGCUGCCCUGGCUCUGUCCCUGGCUCGAAGCGCUGCUCUCCUCACCAACCAGGUCCGGCAGAACCGCUGGGAUCCCCCAGAGCUGACGCAGAAGCUCCGACUCCACAUCCGCCAGGCCCGGGAGCAGCUCGGCUCCGGGAAGGACGUGUCGCAGCAGGAGGCGGAGCACUUGGCACAGCUCGUACACGAACUGCAGGUGGUGAAGAAGCAGCGGUGGGAGAAGAAGAGAUUCCAGUCCCAACACUGCCGGGCAGAGAGGAAGCAGCACCUCAUUGCUAAGGGGUUCCUGGAGUUGGCCUUGAAGCUGACGUGCAGCGAGCAGCAGCGAGUGCAGUUGGCAGAGGAGCUCAGACAGACACAACAGCAGAUCAGAGAGGUUAAGGAGCGUCUCAAGAACGAGGUUGGGGCGUAUUUGAAAGCUGAACACGGGGACGAGAGUGAACUGGAAGUCAUCAUCGGGAACAUCCAGCAGCUGCAGACGAGGCUGAAGCAGAGUGAGAGCAACCUGAAGGGGCUCAGACACAAACAGGACCAACUGCACAGUGCGACCAGAGCCGGCUACGAGGGCAGUCCAUCGGCUGAGUCUGAAAUCGACCUCCUGUAUGCAACGGGGCUGGAGAAGAGGAAGUGCUUAGAGGAGGAAAACAUGGCUCUGAUCGAGAGAGAGUUGUCCAAAAUGGAUGAGCAUAGAGCAGAGAAGGCAGGGGGGAGCGAGGCUGCGGGUGGGCCACAGGGGAGCACAGGGCUGCGGAGGGAGCAGGAGCUGCUGGUCCUGUACCUGGUGACCCUGCGCAGGGAGAAAGCCGAGGCCGAGAGGGACCUGCGGGCGCUGUACCAGCAAUGCAGACUGGAGCUGGAGAGACAGAGGUGCCAAAGUCUCGAGAUGCUCCGUAUGUUCCGCGAGGUGUCCGAGAAUCAGCGGGAAGCUCAGGACAAACGUUACCGCAAGCUGCUGGAGGAGGCCAUACAGGACACCCUGUACCUCGCUGCCCAAACACAGCACCUGGAGCUGGAGAAUAGACAGCUGAAAGACGCAGCGAUGAAGCAGCGAGAGCAGCAGGCUGUCCACCUGCAGCCAGACAGCGGAGAGUUCUCACCAACAUAACCCACUCGUGGGCCAAAAAAAACAGGUCUUCCCCAGUGGCCGAAUACCCACUACGCUCCACCGUCCUGACUCGCCCACCAAUAAUGGCCACUUGGGAGAGGACCAGUUUUCAUUACACUGUGGACGACCUUUUAAUCUCAUUUCGCCAACCCUUUGCCAUAGCCCAUUAUACACUUACACCCCACAUUUGUGUCUGACUCUCUUUUAAACUGUCAACUGACGUGGUAUCUAUGGUCUCUAGGCUGGGCAGUGUGAGUUGUUUUUGUCCUGUGUUCUUGUAUUUUAUGUUGAAAUAAAGCUAUCGCAGUGUCUAA
This is a messenger RNA of Callorhinchus milii (elephant shark), 2653 nucleotides long. RefSeq names its product kinesin-like protein klp-20. The coding region runs from base 375 to 2339 and encodes 654 amino acids. The transcript has 18 exons. The record is from RefSeq and is a predicted model, not a curated record. Gene Ontology annotation, biological process: microtubule-based movement. NCBI's taxonomy places the organism in Eukaryota, Metazoa, Chordata, Chondrichthyes, Chimaeriformes, Callorhinchidae. Gene Ontology annotation, molecular function: microtubule binding; ATP binding; microtubule motor activity.